AUGACACGUGUCACGAUUUUAUCACUUUACACAUCACAUUACUUUGUCAGUCUGCCCGGAGACAACGGGUUCGACCCGUUGGGCCUUGCGGAGGACCCGGAAAACUUGAAAUGGUUCGUUCAAGCCGAGCUAGUCAACGGGAGGUGGGCCAUGCUUGGAGUAGCCGGAAUGCUCUUGCCAGAGGUCCUAACCUCGGCCGGAAUCCUUAACGUCCCCAAAUGGUACGAUGCCGGAAAAUCCGAGUACUUUGCCUCGUCAUCAACCCUACUCGUAAUCGAGUUCAUCCUCUUCCAUUACGUCGAAAUUAGGCGGUGGCAAGACAUAAAAAACCCGGGCAGUGUAAACCAAGACCCGAUUUUCAAGAGCUACAGCCUGCCUCCAAACGAGGUCGGCUACCCGGGCGGAAUAUUCAAUCCACUCAACUUCGCACCAACGGUGGAAGCUAAGGAGAAGGAGAUUGCCAAUGGGAGACUAGCAAUGUUGGCAUUCUUGGGGUUUGUUGUGCAGCACAAUGUGACCGGAAAAGGGCCGUUCGACAACCUUGUGCAGCACCUUUCGGACCCGUGGCACACCACGAUUAUUCAGACAUUCAAGUGA
Molecule: messenger RNA, 597 nt
Organism: Striga hermonthica
Lineage: Eukaryota; Viridiplantae; Streptophyta; Magnoliopsida; Lamiales; Orobanchaceae
Source: the annotation of a GenBank genome assembly